Fopius arisanus is the source of this 1650-nucleotide messenger RNA. RefSeq names its product G patch domain and KOW motifs-containing protein. The record is from RefSeq and is a predicted model, not a curated record. The transcript is spliced from 5 exons. Gene Ontology annotation, biological process: mRNA splicing, via spliceosome. Lineage: Eukaryota; Metazoa; Arthropoda; Insecta; Hymenoptera; Braconidae. Gene Ontology annotation, molecular function: nucleic acid binding. Gene Ontology annotation, cellular component: spliceosomal complex. The coding region runs from base 1 to 1299 and encodes 432 amino acids.
AUGAUUGGUGAGGGGGGGAAAAAAAUUUCAUUCGGAUUUUCCAAGUCUAUAAAAAAACCAGUUUUGAAAAAUGUCGCCGAACCGGAAGCUAAAAAAAUCGAUUUCAUCGAUUAUCUUGAUGAAAAAACGAUUAAAAUUAUUGGAGAAGAGGAGAAAAAUGAUGAACCCCUGGUGAUUCCCAUGCUGGGAUCAAGAACGUGGCACGACAGAAUUAUUAACAAAGUCGAUGCAGAUAUUUUCGAGACGAAAUUGAAGAACGAAGAGAGUGAUGAAAAAGCUGACGAGAAGAAUUCGAAAUUACGAGUUCCCAAUGGGAAUGUCUCGAGUGAUGGAGUCCCCAUGGACAUUUCAGGGAUAAAAAAAGAGCCUGACGAUGAGAUAACUGUCUCAUUAGAGGAACAGGCAGCCCAGGAGAUUCUCAAUGAUUUGGGGAAAGAUGUUAAAGUCGAGCCGAAAGAUCUAACACUGCCUCUUCACAAUACUGACAAUUUAGAGGGCCAACGUGAGUCAACACUAGAAGAUUAUGAACAAAUUCCAAUCGAGUCUUACGGAUUGGCAAUGCUGCGUGGGAUGGGAUGGCAACCGGGAAAAGGUCUCGGUAAAAAUGAACAGCACGUAGAGCCUAAAAUACCUGAAUUGAGGCCACGAGGAAUGGGUCUGGGUGCUGACAAGGCAGUCCUCAAGGCCAAAAAUGUGGAGAAAAAGACGAAGGAGCAGGAACAAUUGCAAUUAAUUGUUGGAGCAUUCGUUAAAAUACUGGGAGGAAAGCAUCAUCAUAAUUACGGAGUCCUGGAGGGUCUGGAUGAGGACUCCGGCAGGCUAAUUGUUAAAUUAACAAUCGGUGGAGAGUCUGUUUCACUUAAUGAAUGUUUAGUGGAACCCGUGACGAAAGACGAGUACACGAAAUAUUCCAAAAUUUUGAACGCCUCAAAAUUCGCUGAGUAUAAGGACAAAGCGAACGCAGACAGGCAGAAAUUAACAUCGAACUCGAACUCUUCAGACUCCAACAGAAAACGUAAAUCCGAUGACUCCAGCGAUGACGAUCGACGCAGCCAUCGCCGAAGAUGCUCGAGCUCGAGCUCAGACGAUCGCUAUGAGAAGAAAACCAAGAAAAAACACAGGAAUCGAAACAGAAGUUCGAGCUCUGAUGAGCACAGGAAAAAAUCGAAAAAGCAUUCCAGCAGGAAAAACAAGAAAAAGGAGAAAACUCGAGACAGAAGCCGAGAACGUAAAUCUCGAUACUCAGAGUCUCUCGACAGGAGGAAAAAUCGAAAACAUCACAGAAGAUCAAGAUCUUGAUCGACUAGUGAUUUUUAAAUUUUUUCUGGUACAGUAAGAAUACCUGGUCGCACCUCUCCUCAAUUUCUGUGUUCGCAUAUCUCUCGGAAUUUCCACUCUAUUCUCGAGCUACAAGAUGUAAACAAUUCAUUGUAUCGUCCGGUGAGAAAUUGAAUUUCGCGAAAGAUCAAUUUCUCUCCCAUUCGAUUUAUUUAAUAAUUAAUUCAAUAAAUAAUUCACACUUCCCCUACAGCCCCAGGUACGCGACAAUAACGGGAGUGUACUGUAUUUGAAUUAAUCGAGGACUACGUCAAGAUUUGUAGAUUAUUCUCCCCUCGAUUUUUAUUUUUCAAUAUAAAACCUCAUAAUUAU